This is a messenger RNA of Colletotrichum lupini, 1002 nucleotides long. RefSeq lists its product as uncharacterized. The coding region runs from base 1 to 1002 and encodes 333 amino acids. The transcript is spliced from 6 exons. NCBI's taxonomy places the organism in Eukaryota, Fungi, Ascomycota, Sordariomycetes, Glomerellales, Glomerellaceae. The record is from RefSeq and is a predicted model, not a curated record.
AUGACAUUUUGCUAUCUUGGCGGCUCCCCGCUUCGAGGAUCUACACCAUCGUUCUUGAAGACCAGCCAUGAUAUCCCACUACUUCUCUGUCUUUCCCAGCAUUCAGGGAGACAUUUCUUCUUCCUGUAUGCGGAUUGUGGGCAUGCAACGGCAUCCCUGUUUGUAGUCAUAAAUCAUCCAGCGGUUGACCAAGCAUGCUCACCUGUGUCGGCUGUGUCUGACGGGGGCGGCGCGAGAGCAUUACCGGCGGCGCUCCCUACUGCCGUAUCUUUGGACUUUAGGCCCACCACAGGCGUAGACAUCGAAUUGAGUGACGUACCAGAGGACGUGGACGAAUCCAAAGUUGACCCGGAUUUACCGGAAAUCUGUGGCCCAUCAAGACCACCUUUUAGCUCUGCGUGGGCGUUGAGCCUGUGGAGGAUUCGAGAUCCUGCGGCGGAUAGGCUACAUGAAGGCGAUACCAGGGUGCAGGCCCAGCAUCCGGCCAAUACCCAAGACAUGAUCUUUACCGCGGACCCUUACCGCGUUCUUGACCAUGUGAGUCUGCAACUUACUACACAAAGUGACCUAGCUGGUUCGCAUUUGAGUUCUCGCCGAGGGUGGACGCAGCCCGAGGAUGGGGCCGCCGUCCACCCUCGAUCGCCGUCAAGGAGCCGUCUGGAGAAGGUCUGUCUUGGUCUGUCACAUUUCCCCGGUCCGAUGGACCUGUCGGCUCGUGGACGAAGGUUGAAGGACCUAGAAGCAAUGUGGAGGCGCACGUAUACCAGGCCAAGUCGCUAUCACGAAAUAGGAAAAUGCUUUCAAGCGCUAGUAGGUUCUAGAUUUGAGACUAUGGACCGCGGGAACAGGUGGAUAUUCUAUGAAUAUGUCUGUUGGGCUGAGACUGCGAGGGCUAUUCCGUGGAUCGAAAUUUUUCUUGGUCCUCUUUUCGUCUCAAUUCACAUCACUCGGGCGCAUACCCGGGAACGCGGCCUCGAAGAAAUAUUCGGCGGCCACAACUAA